Messenger RNA from Salmo salar (Atlantic salmon), 5707 nucleotides. RefSeq names its product solute carrier family 2, facilitated glucose transporter member 3. The record is from RefSeq and is a predicted model, not a curated record. Gene Ontology annotation, molecular function: D-glucose transmembrane transporter activity. Gene Ontology annotation, biological process: response to insulin; dehydroascorbic acid transport. Lineage: Eukaryota; Metazoa; Chordata; Actinopteri; Salmoniformes; Salmonidae. Gene Ontology annotation, cellular component: basolateral plasma membrane; apical plasma membrane; plasma membrane.
CUGCCUGCCAGGCGCUGUUCAGGGCUUAAAUGCCCCACGAGCGCAAUUAUUUGGUAUAAAACUGCGUGCGCUUUUACGUGUAGGAGCAAGCAUGACCAGAGAUGACCAGGGCGCGUAGGGUGUCGGCAAAGCUAGGGAACGUGCGGACAGACUUGUGCCACUAUCGUAUAUAAGUCGGUGACGAGAGAGGGAGGGGAGCAAGUGCUGAACAUUCUUCUAAGCAUACAGUUCUAGAUAAUGGACUAAAGGGAGAUACGAUAAUCUAUUUGGCACCAAACAGGAAUUACGGUGGUUCCUCUGCAAACUGCUGUUUGGACUGCCUACAUUGUUUACCUUGCAAAUGAGAGCCUAGUUUUGGAAGGAGAAACUCAAACAAAGUAUUUAACUUGGAGUUAUUUGAUCUUUCCUGAGGAAGUCAGACAGUGAAACAUAAUUCAAGAUGGAGAAUAUGGAAGCUGGGAAGAAGAAGAAGGGAGUGACCUGUUACCUCCUCUACUGCAUCACUACAGCCGUCAUCGGCUCCCUGCAGUUCGGAUACAACACUGGAGUCAUCAAUGCCCCUGAGCAGAAACUGCGACGGUUCUUCCAGAAUGUGUCUAUGGAUCGUUAUGGAGAACCCUUCUCCUCUGGGACUAACACCAUGGUUUGGAGCUUCGCUGUGGCCAUCUUCAGUGUGGGGGGUAUGGUUGGGUCCUUGUCUGUGGGGGUCAUGGUGGACAAGUUUGGGAGGCGGAAGUCCAUGCUCCUGGCCAAUGUGCUGGCCCUUCUGGGUGGAACUCUGAUGGGUCUGUCCAGCCUCUGUAAGUCCUUUGAGAUGGUCAUCAUUGGCAGGCUGGUCAUUGGCGUGUUCUGUGGCCUGUGUACGGGACUGACACCCAUGUACGUGGGAGAGCUGGCCCCCACGCACCUCAGGGGGGCCUUCGGCACCCUCCACCAGCUGGGAGUGGUCAUUGGCAUCCUGGUGGCACAGGUCUUUGGUCUGGAGUUUCUGCUGGGGUCAGACUCCCUGUGGCCCCUCCUGCUGUCCCUGACGGCCAUCCCUGCUGUGGUGCAGAGCAUCAUGUUGCCCUUCUGCCCAGAGAGCCCCCGCUACCUCCUCAUCAGCCUCAACCAGGAGGAGGAGGCUCGCAAAGCCCUGGUGCGUCUGCGUGGCUGUGAGGACGUAAGUGAUGACAUCCAGGAGAUGAAGGAAGAAGGGAUGAAGAUGGCCAUGGAGAAGAAGGUCACAAUUCCAGAACUCUUCCGCUCGCCAGCCUACCGUCAGCCAAUCAUCAUCGCCAUCAUCCUGCAGCUCUCCCAGCAGCUCUCUGGCAUCAACGCAGUGUUCUACUAUUCGACAGGUAUAUUUGACACUGCCGGGGUGACCCAGCCCAUCUAUGCCACUAUAGGAGCUGGGGUGGUCAACACUCUAUUCACAGUGGUGUCUCUCUUUCUGGUGGAGAGGGCGGGACGAAGGACCCUGCACCUUAUCGGAUUGGCUGGAAUGGCUGUCAGUGCUCUGCUCAUGACCAUCUCCCUCUCAUUAGUGAAGACCAACACAUCUCUGAGCUACCUGGCCAUCGUGGCGGUGUUUGCCUUCGUGGCCAGUUUUGAGAUGGGCCCAGGUCCUAUCCCAUGGUUCAUAGUUGCUGAGUUGUUCUCCCAGGGGCCUCGGCCUGCAGCUAUGGCCGUCGCCGGCUGCUCCAACUGGACCGCCAACUUCCUGGUCGGGCUGGGCUUCCCCAAACUGGAGGAGCUGUGUGGUCCUUACGUCUUCAUCAUCUUCAUGAUCUUCCUCAUAUUCUUCAUUGUCUUCACCUACUUCAAAGUCCCGGAGACCAAGGGGCGGACCUUUGACGACAUUGCCAAAGGAUUCGCCAGCACUGCAGGAGCCCAAUCUCCUCCCCCAGAGGGUAUGGUCACCCUGCCCGUUUCCCCGACGACGGAGAAAGUUCCAAUGGUUGAGUUUCCGACGGAAGAGAAGUAAAAGAAGGGAUUGUCAGCGAAUCCGUAGAUAGUGGAACAGUUAGACAACAGGGUUACAGGGUUAGGCAAGCCCCUUGUGCAUAGAUACUGUAAUGUAGGGAGUUUAAGUUCAAAACAAAACUUUUUGUCCAUUUGAGGUUGAAUUGGACUUUUAAAGUGCAGGUCUAGAGAUAUGCACUGUUAUGGAGAGGAGCUUCCAUAUGAAAUAGCAGCUUAGUGUCGAGGUGUGUGUAUAGUGUGUGUUGGGAAUAGGGUUGGGGAUGAUCAUGCAGGCAUCAUGAGAGUGCGUGUCAAAGAGGAGUUAUGUUUACUGUGUGUGUCAGUGUGUGCAUGUGUGUGUGUGCCUUCAGUCAUUUUCUUUUAAACUGCCUAAAGUAUUUAUUACUGUAAGUUAUUAAUGAUCAUUUGUAAUGAUCUUUUACCAAUGCCCAAGUAAUUUAUGACACUUAUUUUUAGGUGACUUACCUCAUAGACGCCAAUCAUUAUUUAAUCAAUGACAAUUUUUACUACUGUACUUUUUAAUGAUUGACAUUACAAUAAAAACCUUUAUAGUAUUAGCAUGUAAGAGGAUAAACAUUCCAACAAAUAUGUUCAGUAACAAACUUCCCGUAUUGUCCUUCACUUGGGUGAAAGGGGAAUAGGAUUUGGGUUGAUGUGUACUGAGGUCAGUGUGUUUGGGAGGACAGUACGGGAACCUAAAAAUCCUCUCUGCCUGGUGUCUCCUAACCUAGCCUAUCUGUCUCUCUGCCUGGUGUAUCCUAACCUAGCCUAUCUGUCUCUCUGCCUGGUGUAUCCUAACCUAGCCUAUCUGUCUCUCUGCCUGGUGUAUCCUAACCUAGCCUAUCUGUCUCUCUGCCUGGUGUAUCCUAACCUAGCCUAUCUGUCUCUCUGCCUGGUGUAUCCUAACCUAGCCUAUCUGUCUCUCUGCCUGGUGUAUCCUAACCUAGCCUAUCUGUCUCUCUGCCUGGUGUAUCCUAACCUAGCCUAUCUGUCUCUCUGCCUGGUGUAUCCUAACCUAGCCUAUCUGUCUCUCUGCCUGGUGUAUCCUAACCUAGCCUAUCUGUCUCUCUGCCUGGUGUAUCCUAACCUAGCCUAUCUGUCUCUCUGCCUGGUGUAUCCUAACCUAGCCUAUCUGUCUCUCUGCCUGGUGUAUCCUAACCUAGCCUUUACGUCUCUGGAGCCUGACCUUGAACUGUCACAGAGACUCAACAGCACGGACGUGUCUCUCCCUGAAUACUGAGUCAGCUAGAACACUGGCCCACUAAUGGCUCACCCAUAUCUGUGGCUUCUGUCUGCCUCAUCAGACUACUUACAGUAUACGCUUCCAAUGCCUGGCUGGACUAUCAUAGCUAUGCUAAUGAGGAGUUCAGUAGUAACAUUUCUUCAAAUAUCCAAAUAGUACAUCAAACAUAGAUUCUGGGUUCGGCCAGUAUGAUAGUAGAAUUAUUUGACAGCAUGAUAACAGUCUCUUCAAGACAGUUAGAUUGAGAGAAUGUGUGGAGGAACUUUGAAGAAUCUCAGAUGUACUCCAAUUCAUGGGGCGGCAGGUAGCCUAGUGGUUAGAGUAUUGGGCCAGUAAUCAAAAGGUUGCUGGAUCGAAUCCCUGAGCUGAGGUAAAAAUCUGUCGUUCUGCUCCUGAACAAGGCAGUUAACCCACUGUUCCCCGGUAGGCUGUCAUUGUAAGUAAGAAUUUGUUCUUAACUAACUUGCCUAGUUAAAUAAAUGUUAAAUAAAAAAAUCAUGUAUCAGCUAGGGUUAGAGGCAGUAUAUGGAGCAAAGCCAUUCAACCACUACUAGUACUUGGAAAGUCUACAUUGACCUCAGUGUGAUGUAUAGUGGCUACACAGUUUUUGGAGUGAGAUCUCACAAUCUACUAAAGACAACCGCGUGUAACAUGAGCUGUGAUUGCUUUGUGUGUGAAGAAUUCUAUAUAUUCUAUAUAUCAUAGAAUAUAAUUUAUCAUAGACUAGAGCUAACCUUUAUAUUUUUAAUCAGACCGUUUCUAAGAGUGAAUUUCUAGUCAUUUUAACAACCUACCAAGUGUGAAGUAUAUGAUCACAGUAGAAGACGAUAUAUGACUUGUUAGGAACAUCCUGAAAAUAGUUGUUCCAACAAGGUGUCUACCGUUAAAUGAGAGUACACACCAACCCUAAAGUAAUAGUAUUUAUUGUGACAACAACAUGCUAAAAGUGUCUAAAAAUCGUGAAACUUCAGUGGUGUAAUACUGUAUUGUGAUUGUGGAGUCUUGUGUAGGUUUUGACCAGGUUAGUUGUUGCUAUACAUGGUUGAAAGUUAUUUCUACUAUAUUGUAGCUAAUAUUCCAUAAUGGUGGCAAAUAUCUUCUCUGUGUCUCAUACAUUAUCUGAUAAUGCAUUUUUGUUGUAUUAUUACUCAUGUGAUGUUGUUACUCAUUGAUAACUGAGCACUUUUCUACCUUUUGGCCUAAAACAACAUUUGACCUAUCAUCACUUUGGCAAUCUGGCUUUUCUUAGAUGGUUGUGAAUGUGGUGUGUACAUAUAAAGUAUGUCAAUAUGUGUCUGUUACAAAAUACAUUCCUGUUAUGAUAGCUUUCCUCAUAGCUUUCAUAACUCAUUUCAUAAUGUUUCUGGCACUGCUGCUUGCACUCUGCACAUACUACUGAAUGUAGCUAUCGUGAUGUACUCUACCAUUCGCUGCCAUAUAUAUUGUGCUAACAUGAUGUUAAUGUGUAUAUUAUGAAUGCAACGGUUCAAUGGGCGCUCUUGUGUAUUAAUUCAUUGUCUUAGUAUGUAAAUGUUCCACUGUACAGGAGAUUUUUUUUCUUCUUAAAAAAUUACCUUUCUUGGCCCAAUCAUUUUUAAUUUUAACAACCUAGAAAGUUAAAGACAAGUUAAAGAGAGAGAGAGAGAGACCAGAGAGAGAGACCAGAGAGAGAGACCAGAGAGAGAGAGACCAGAGAGAGAGAGAGCAGAGAGAGAGACCAGAGCGAGACCAGAGAGAGAGACCAGAGAGAGAGAGACCAGAGAGAGAGAGAGACCAGAGAGAGAGAGAGAGACAAGAGAGAAACCAGAGAGAGAGAGAGACCAGAGAGAGAGAGUGACCAGAGAGAGAGAGACAAGAGAGAGACCAGAGAGAGAGAGAGAGACCAGAGAGAGAGAGAGACCAGAAAGAGACCAGAGAGAGAGAGAGAGAGAGAGAGAGAGAGACCAGAGAGAGACCAGAGAGAGAGAGCGACCAGACAGAAGAGAGAGAGAGAGCGACCAGAGAGAGAGACCAGGGAGAGACCAGAGAGAGGGAGAGACCAGAGAACGAGAACAGAUCUAGAUGAAUGAGUCAAUGAGUACUGUAUAAAUUCGUUUUUUUUCUCCUUAUUGUGUUGUAAUAAAGAGUCACUCAAGCUUUGAGCAACUAAAAUAAAAUAAUAUUUGUAUUUUAAAUGGAAUCUGUGACUAUAUUUUUGUUCCAUUGAUAAAUCAGAAGAGUCUUAUAUACUCAGUUGUUUUUUUUUCUUCCUCAAAUACAUAAAGUCACUUUCCUUGUAUCUGUGUGUGUAUAUCAACCUCACUGUAUGUAUUCUGUGAGUGUUUAUUCUAUGGUUAUUUCUGUGUUCUAUGUAACGCUAUUUCUUGGUUACAAAUGCUUCUUGGUAGAAACUACAUUUCCCAUGAUACAACACAAAACCUACUCUGCCUUGUAGAAUUCACUAAACACUGUAACAACGUAAUGAUGUUUGACCUGGAAAUAAAGCCACUAGUGACCAUA